GCCCACACCCCCGGAACAGGAAGUACCUGCUGGCUGCUGCUGCUGACGUUGGUGCUAAUACAUACAUAGUGGCGAUGGCGUUCACAGACCAGUCCCUUCAGGACCCGACAGAUAAAGAAACCUGGGAUAAACUGUCGUUAUGGGACCGGCGCACCGACGCCAUGGCUCCGCUCACGGAGAAACAAAUGGACUCUGUCCUGGAGCUGCGAGCCGCCGCCGAGACGCUCUCUGUCCCGUCAGAGUUGCCCAUCGAGGACUUGUGCAGCCUUUCGUCGCGGUCCUUGCAGUCCCCCUUCACAGCGACUGUGCCGGCAUCAACAGAGGACGUCCUGCUCAAGGGUUUCCAGAUGCUUGACAUGGAGAACGACAGGAUAGAAACAGCACAGCAGUUUUUUGCCUGGUUUGCCAAGUUGCAGGCAAACAUGGACCAGGAUGACAGUGUAAAGUACAGGAAAACCAGAGAUGAUCUGAACUGCUACCAGGAACAGUGUGAUGCUAUUCUGAAAGAUGUCAGUACUGCUCUUGAACACUUGGACUCGCUUCAGAAACAGUAUCUGUUUGUGUCCAAUAAGACCGGCACGCUGCAUGAUUCCUGUGAACGACUCUUGAAAGAGCAGUCAGAGCUUGUUGACCUGGCAGAGAGCAUACAGCAGAAACUGUCAUAUUUUAACGAGCUAGAAAACAUAAACACGAAACUGAACUCACCGACCUUGUCUGUAAAUAGCGAAGGCUUUAUACCGAUGCUGUCGAAAUUGGAUGACUGCAUCGAAUAUGUUUCUUCACAUCCCAGUUUCAAGGACUAUCCAGUUUAUUUGGCCAAGUUUAAACAGUGUCUUUCAAAAGCUAUGCACUUCAUGAAGAUCCACAUCGUAAACACUAUGCAGAAUCUCACAAGCCAGUUAACAAAAAGGGAUCCAAUGGGCCUGGCCAAUGCGGACAAUGCCUUUACACUUUACUAUGUAAAGUUUAGAGCAGUUGCACCCAAAGUUAGAUCAUUGAUUGAACAGAUUGAGCAACGAACAGAGAAGAUUCCAGAAUACCAUCAGCUCCUAGAUGAAAUCCAUCAGUGCUACCUUGACCAGAGGGAGCAGCUCCUCAGUCCCAGCAUUACAUCCACCAUUACUGACCUGACCAACCAAAACAGCAAAGACCACUGUGCUCUGGUUCGCAGUGGCUGUGCCUUCAUGGUUCACGUGUGCCAGGAUGAACACCAACUGUACAAUGAGUUCUUCUCUAAACCCACGCUAAAACUAGACGAGCUGCUCGAGAAGUUAUGUUUGUCCCUGUAUGAUGUCCUCCGGCCUCUCAUCAUCCACAUCAUCCACCUGGAGACCCUGUCGGAGCUCUGCAGUAUCCUCAAGAAUGAGAUGCUGGAAGACCAUGUUCAUAACAACGCCGCUCAGUUGGGGGCUUUUGAUGCAGUGGUGAAGCAGAUGCUGGAGGAUGUCCAGGAGAGGCUGGUCUACAGGACUCACAUUUACAUCCAGACUGAUAUCACGGGCUACAACCCAGCUCCAGGGGAUCUGGCCUACCCUGAGAAGCUCGAGAUGAUGGAGAGAAUUGCUCAGAGCUUGAAGGAAGAGCAGAUGAAGCAGACGUCACAGGAGUCCGUGUUUUCUGAUGUUCAGCUUGAGGACCCGGAUGGUAGAAGAAACAGUAAUGCUGGGAAUGUGGAAGCAUCAAGCCUACAGACGACGAUCUCUCCUGCUGAUCUGCAUGGCAUGUGGUACCCUACAGUCAGGCGAACGCUGGUCUGUCUGUCCAAACUCUACCGAUGUAUAGACAGAGCAGUCUUCCAGGGUUUAUCUCAAGAGGCCUUAUCUGCCUGCAUCCAGUCCCUGCUUAAAGCUUCAGAUAUCAUCCUUAAAAACAAGACGCAAAUAGAUGGGCAACUAUUCCUGAUCAAGCACCUGCUGAUAAUGCGUGAACAGAUUGCCCCGUUUCACACCGACUUCGCCAUCAAGGAAAUCUCACUGGACCUGAAGAAAACGCGAGAUGCUGCCUUCAAAAUCCUGAACCCUAAGGCUGUUCCCAAAUUCUUCCGACUUAACAGUCACAACGCCAUACUUGAAUUCCUGUUGGAGGGAACACCGGAGAUAAAGGAGCACUACAUUGACUCUAAGAAGGACGUGGACCGACACCUGAAGUUCAGCUGUGAGCAGUUCAUCCAGCAGCAGACUCAGAUCUUUGUGGGGAACCUUGAGGAGUUUCUCAACAAGGUUGCAGCGCUUAAAACAAUGGCUAUCCAAGGUGGUCCCACAUACAGUCUGUCUCAGCAACCUUGGGCACAGCCAGCAAAGAUCAACGAUAUUGUGAUGGCUACCUACCGGGUGAUGAAGAGCAAGCUGCCAAGCACUUUACAGAGCAUGUCCUUGUACUUAGCCAACAGAGACACAGAGUUCAUCCUUUUCAAGCCUGUCCGGACUAACAUCCAGCAGGUAUUCCAAAGACUUCACGCCUUGCUUCAGGAGGAGUACAGCGGAGAAGACCUUCAAAUCAUCGCAUGCCCAUCUACGGAGCAGAUUAACCUGCUGCUGUCUGUGAAUAAGUAAUGUCUGAGUUCAGCGUUUGGCGAUGCUGGUGUGCACCCUCUGGAUAGCAAUGAGAUGUUGCAACUCCAGCCAUGACCAGGAGCUGUGAGGCUGAGUAGGCGAGUUGACCAGAGAACCGUUCCUGAGCUGUGAGCUGGACCAGGAGCGCUGCACUGACAGCAAAAAAAUAAAUAAAUAAAUAAAAAAUCCUGCACAAGGCCAAAGAUUCUCUGACAGAAGCUCCAGUUGCAUCAAGUAUUUUGAUGCUCAGGUAAUAACAAACAGGGAAGUAGAGGGUGUUAUUUUUGGGUACUGACUUGAUCAUUUUGUUUGAAUCAAAUUGAAGGUGGUGUUGUGGUUACGGUUGUUUCAUGUAGGAGAAAUCCAUUUUGACAAGGGUGGGUUUGUGAUCAGAGUUGCAUCUCUUGUGCACCAAAUUGUUUUGAAUCAAAAUAAUUUGCGUACUAUGCGAGGGUGAGAGGAGGGGGCGAAAUGUAUUAAGAGUGUUCAGACAACGACACUCCGGGAGGCACUAAAGCGUUGUUCAUCAGCCAGGUAGCUAAUGGCCAGUAAAGAGGCUCGCAUUCAGAUGCCCAGACUCCCUCGUUGAGUUUGGGAGGAUAACAAGAGAAACAUGCUGCAAAAUAUUUUAAGUCAAAUAUUUUAAAAUGGAACAUUUGGUAAAAGUCAACGGUGGCCCGAUGUGCUAUACAACACUCAGGUCCAACAGGUUUCCCCCUCACAGCAAACAUCCGCACAUCUGUUCUUCAUUUGUCGCAUGUUUUCAAAGGUCCAGUUUGAAGGAUUUUAGUGGCAUCAAGCAGUGAGGUUGCAACUUCUAGUGCGUUCAUGUGGCGUUGGAAAAAUUCAGGAACAUUUCUGACAGGGAAAAUUCAAAAUUCAACGCUCCCUCAAGUUGAAGCAACAACUUGGAAAGUCAGAGAAUGUUUUGGUGGAGGAGAUGCCAAGCUGACUUCACAUGACACUAAAACAUGGACGACGAAAGUAAACAUUGUGUUAAUGACAAGAUGCAUAUCUGUGAAAUAUAUUACAUGGCUUUCAUGAUCUGUUUAAUUUGCUUCAGGAAACUGUAAACAUCCGGCAAUGUGAUGUUUGUUAAAAUGCAAAUUAUCGUCCAUUUUGCUCCCACAUUCUGACUUAACAAAACAUGAACACGAUUAACUUCGAAGAAUGACCCUUCAAGUCAGGAAGUGGAACUGUCUGAGGAGAAAACGAAUGCAAAUAUGUAAAAAAACAAAAACAAAACAUUAAAUCUUGUGUUUUAUAUGUUUCCUUUUUUAUAAAUGGGCUGAUUAAUACUGAUAUGCUUUUGGAUUGUUGACCUUGGCAGUUUUGCACUGUAUACUGUAUGAUUUAUGGGUGUGUUUCCUAGUAAGAAAAAGUGACAGGACAAUGUCAAUGUAACCUUUGCUUUGGUGUGUCCCCUGUAAAAUGAUCUGUACAGUUCUUCUAUUUAUUAACGCUCUGAUUAAAACAAAGGUUAAUGA
This is a messenger RNA of Acanthopagrus latus (yellowfin seabream), 4039 nucleotides long. RefSeq names its product component of oligomeric golgi complex 3 (gene cog3). Bases 75 to 2552 code for a protein of 825 amino acids. The transcript has 23 exons. Gene Ontology annotation, biological process: Golgi organization; intra-Golgi vesicle-mediated transport; intracellular protein transport. Gene Ontology annotation, cellular component: cis-Golgi network; membrane; COG complex. Lineage: Eukaryota; Metazoa; Chordata; Actinopteri; Spariformes; Sparidae. The record is from RefSeq and is a predicted model, not a curated record.